AAUCUUUUAUUCUGAAUUUGAUGUUAUUAAAUUACUAAAAAGAUGGAAAACUUCGGGUAUGAAGUUGGGUUUGCAUCAUUUCUUUCCCUUCGUUUUGUUGUAUCAUGUGAGAAAGAGAAUGUUGACCAUCAAAGUUUCUGGAACAACUUUCGAAAUGGGACUUGUCUGAACCAACAUAACUUGUUUUCUUUAUCUUGUCCUUGAUUUGCCAUAUUCUCAGCUUUCAUGUGAAUCUUAUAAUUGGUAACAGUAUAUAUUCUUCUGCCAGUAAUUUGUUAUAUUCUUAACAUAUGCAUCUCCAUAACUUUCUCCUUUUUGAUUUGAUAUAAUCUCUUUCAACUACCUGACCUUUUAUACAAAAUUUUUGUUUCUUUUUCACCAGAUAAUCUUGAUUAUAAUGAGAUGAUUGACAAUGUUUUUUAACCUCCCAAAAGGGAACACAAAAUAAUACUCUUUUUCCUUCUUUUUGCUCUGUCUGAUCAGCAUUUGUUGGUAACUAACUACAAGAAGCUGUUUAAUGUUAUAUAACGCUAAGAGCUUUGUCCACAUAAUCAAAUUUAUCAAUGUUUCAACCUUUUAUUGAUGAAGAAUGCUAUAUAGUGCUAAGAGCUGACUACAAGAAGCAAUUUAAUGCUAAAUUGAAGAAGCUGAUGGACAAGGCAAGGGAUUAUGGUAGCUGUGUUGCAGCAAAGGUUCCAGAAGUUGAGCGUGAUAUGUGUUUGAAAGAAUUUUGCGCUUUGAAGAAUUGCAUGCAAAAAGUGCUUAAAGGCAAGGUUUAGUGUGGAAAUUUUGGGUAUCACUGGAGCAUAUCUGGAAGUGCACUUGAAAAUUGUGAUUGUUGACUGUCGAGGCCAGUCAAAAUUGUUCAUUUGAUUGUUGUUUCUGACAAAACAAUCUGAGAAUAUUCCUAAACUCAAGGGACGCGAGAGGAUAUAUUAAUAUGCACGUUGAAGUUUCAAGUUCCAACCCCAGCAUGGGCUUAAGCGGGUCAGGUGCUCUUUCACAUGUUUAUGCCCAAUAUCCACCUAUGAGGUGCAACAUCCCUGGUUCAAAGGGCUUAUUCUAUGAUGAUGGGAAUAAGUUGUUGCUGUCCCCAACAUCUGAUCAGGUUUAUUCAUGGAAAGUUGCACCUUUUGAUCCUAAUGUUGAACCUACAUCUGAUCCAAUUAGUGAAGGUCCCAUAUUGUCUGUUCGAUACUCUCUGGAUGGUAAAAUUUUGGCAAUUCAGCGGUCAAGUUAUGAGAUUCAAUUUUGGAAUAAGGAGAAAGACAUCUCAUUCCGCCACAUGUGUAAGCCCGAAUCAGAGAAGAUUCUUGGAUUUUUCUGGACAGAUUGCCCUAGUUGUAAUUUUAUAAUUGUGAAAACAAGUGGGAUGGACUUUUUGGCUUAUGAUUCUGAAUCACAAAAUAUUCAAUUGAUCAAAUCCAAGCGUGUAAAUGUGAGUUGGUACAUUUACACACAUGAAUCUCGUCUGGUUCUGCUUGCUUCGGGGAUGCAGUGCAAAAGUUUCAUUGGAUUCCAGCUUUCAUCUGCUGGAAUCAUUUCCUUGCCCAAGUUUGAUAUGCUUAUGGCCAAGUCUGAGACAAACAGCAAGCCAGUCUUAGCUUCUCAAGAUAUUCAUGUUGUCACACUUUAUGGAAGAAUAUACUGCUUGCAAGUUGAUAGGGUGGCCAUGCUGCUCCAUUGCUACAGAUUUUAUCGUGAUGCUAUUGUACCGCAGGGCUCCUUACCCAUAUAUUCAAGCGAAGUGUCUGUGAGUGUGGUUGAUAAUGUGCUGCUUGUUCAUCAAGUGGAUGCAAAGGUUGUUAUACUAUAUGACCUAUUUGCAGAGUCCAGGACCCCAGUAUCUGCUCCACUUCCCCUUCUUUUAAGGGGUUAUCCAAAAGCGAGCAUAUCAUCCACAAUCCCGGGUAACGAUGACGGACAUUCAGAGCUAAAACCAACGAAUCCUGAUGAAAUGACCAUAUACAGAGAUGGAUGGACAUUUUUGAAUCCAGAUCUGAUAUGUGAUACCACUAGUGGACUUUUGUGGAAGAUUCAUUUAGACUUGGAUGCUAUAUCCGCUAGUAGCUCAGAAGUAUCCUCUCUGCUCGAAUUCUUGCAGCGACGGAAGCUAGAAGCCAGUAAGGCUAAGCAAUUAUGCUUGGGUCUAUUAAGGACUGUCAUUUUGGAGCACAGAGCAGUUGGUGUUGUUGCACAGGCAAUGGAUAUUCUUAUGAACUUUUACUCUCGAGCAAUUAAGACAGGGAGUUAUUUCAAGGGGGUACGAUCAGAUAAGAUGCUUUCUUCUGAUACCCAGCCUGUGCAUAACCCAAAAAUUGCUGCUGAUGAAUCAUCCAGGGAAGAAUCAAGAGGACCUGUUGAAACCGACUCCUCUGUAGUUCCUGAUGAACAUAUAAAUAAAUCAAGUUUUUUAGAUUCAGAUUCAGAGGGGAUGGCCGGUCCAAGUUCAACAAACAGUAAAUUGGUCAAAGAUGCUGAAAGUUCCGGUACAACAGCUCAAUUGCCUGGUUCCAGUAAUGUCCCAUUGGAUGUGAAUAAUACAGAGCAGCCUGAAUCUCAGAUCAUCUCUGCGGCCAUUUCACCUGAUGAGCUUUGCCGUUUUGUAUUGUCUCCUGUUGAUGAAGAGUUGGUCGGGGAUCCUUCUUAUUUGGUUGCUAUCAUUGUUGAAUUCCUUCGCAGUGCUAUUCAGGAAAGAAUUAGAGUGUGUCCUAGUUUAUAUGUUUUGAUGAUUCGACUGCUAAUACGUGCCGAACGAUAUGGAGAAUUGGGCUUGUUCGUCAUUGAUAAGAUCAUCGAACCUUCAAAAGAAGUAGCAUACCAACUAGUAGAGUCUGGCCGUCAGCAUCUUCCAACAAGGAAACUAAGCAUGGACAUGCUUAGGCAACUAUUUUUGCACCAUGAUUAUGUGCUGUCGCUACUGCAGGAUGGAUAUUAUCUUGAAGCUUUACGUUAUGCACGCAAACACAAGGUCAUCUCUGUCCGGCCGUCUUUGUUUCUUGAAGCUGCUUACGCCUCGAAUGAUUCACAACAUCUAGCUUCGGUAUUAAGAUUUUUUUCGGACUUCAUGCCUGGCUUCAAAACCACAUCAGAUCAUGUUACAUAUUGUGAGAUUCUGAACCAGAUGAAUGCUCCUUAUGUAGCUGCUUAACGUCUAGAAUUGCCGUACUUUAUUAACGAGUUGAUGUCUUGUUCAAAGUUAUGAAGUGUAUCAUUGAUAAUAAUAGUCAUAAUUUUGGUGCAAGAGCUAAGAUUGCUAAAAAAAAUGUUUUCAACCCCUGUAAUCAGUUCAUUGUCCAUAAGCAUAUUUUAUGCAAAUGCACUUAUCGACUAA
Amaranthus tricolor (Joseph's coat) is the source of this 3334-nucleotide messenger RNA. RefSeq lists its product as uncharacterized. Gene Ontology annotation, molecular function: protein binding. Gene Ontology annotation, cellular component: Mon1-Ccz1 complex; lysosomal membrane; late endosome membrane. Lineage: Eukaryota; Viridiplantae; Streptophyta; Magnoliopsida; Caryophyllales; Amaranthaceae. Gene Ontology annotation, biological process: regulation of autophagy. The transcript has 14 exons. The record is from RefSeq and is a predicted model, not a curated record. Bases 941 to 3151 code for a protein of 736 amino acids.